This is a messenger RNA of Aplysia californica (California sea hare), 1193 nucleotides long. RefSeq lists its product as uncharacterized. NCBI's taxonomy places the organism in Eukaryota, Metazoa, Mollusca, Gastropoda, Aplysiida, Aplysiidae. The record is from RefSeq and is a predicted model, not a curated record.
AAGACUGAAUAAGCCAGCGGCCUGAGGGUUAGAAACACUCUGAAACAGGCAGAGAACCUAGGGAGGGGCAGGUGACAAGCGGUAAAAGUCUCUGUGAAAAGACUCCCUUACUGCCCAGUGGUCAACGGUCAACGGUCAAUUAGAAUGCCUAAUGAAUGAUUUUAUAGGCUUUUAUGACACUGGACAAUGGGAAAGGGCAACGUACUAUGUAGUUGCCGCAGUUAAAAAUCGAUGAGAUAGUGUCAACAUCCGGUGGUGUGAGCUCCUCAAGUUCUCAUAGUAAUGUAACAGUAGUCAUCCUAGAGAAGUGUAAUUUUUGUGUUGUGAUCUUGUUUCCGUCAACUCCUGAGGCGAGAGAUCUGUUAAAGUAAUGGGAAUGACGUCCCAGUGUCCUCCUCUCGUUGCCGGAGACGUCAGACCAGCAGCCGCUCACACCCGCCACAGUGAGCCACUCGUCGAAUGAACAGUUUCCGGGUGUGUAAGAGAUGCCGUUGUCUGCGGGGGGCCAGCGAUAGUUGUUGUUCCCAGCACAGUAGCACCACAGCCACCACCACCACCACAACCACCACAACCACCGCCACAACAACAACAACAACAACAAAAUCACGUGUCACGUCCAACUGUGGCAGCCGUGGAGAGCACGUCGAGGGGACUAGAGCAACCCAUGUCCUUGACCCUCACCCUGACCCCGACCUUAACCUUGGCCGCCCUUCUGUUAUAACGAAGAAGAAAAACGACGCGGGGAGAAUUUCUAGAAGUAACAACAUCACCGUCGUUAUGUCGGAAUCGAGAGGUCGUCCCGUGCACCACCACAAGCGGCCGGAUCGGCUAGGAGGAGGCGGCAAGACUAGGAGGGAGGCGAAAGGAGGGGACAACAAUGAGAGGUCCUCGGCUACCGCUGCUGCUGCUGCUGCUCUCGUUGUUCCUGGUGGGGCGAAGGAAGCGGCCUGCAACUCGGCGGAGGAGCGAGAGCUGAGCGACACGGUGUUUCAGUCCCCCUUGUCUUCCUCCACCCCGGCUGGCCGCGCGGAGGUCACCACCAAGUAUGGCCGCGCCUACUCUCAGCCCGAGGACCCCGGCCAGCUGCGCUUGGAGAAGAUGAGGCUGGAGAUGGGGGGAGAGAGCGAGGAGUCGCACGAUGUGGGGGGAGGGGGGAUGAUUCGGAGACACACGCACACUACUGGGACCAAGAG